This is a messenger RNA of Chaetomium fimeti, 1791 nucleotides long. RefSeq names its product fungal-specific transcription factor domain-containing protein. The transcript is spliced from 6 exons. Lineage: Eukaryota; Fungi; Ascomycota; Sordariomycetes; Sordariales; Chaetomiaceae. Gene Ontology annotation, cellular component: nucleus. Gene Ontology annotation, biological process: DNA-templated transcription; regulation of DNA-templated transcription. The coding region runs from base 1 to 1791 and encodes 596 amino acids. The record is from RefSeq and is a predicted model, not a curated record. Gene Ontology annotation, molecular function: DNA binding; DNA-binding transcription factor activity, RNA polymerase II-specific; zinc ion binding.
AUGGCGGCACAUAGACGCUCAGGUAGUAGUCACGGGGUAGGCUCGACCGGCCAGCCACGGCAACUCCCAGGGUCGGCGUGUGAAGAAUGUCGGAAAAGGAAGCUGCGAUGCGAUAGACAGCGACCGCAAUGCGGGACUUGUGCCGACGCCGGUAUCGUGUGCGAAAUCAACAACAACCGUCUCGCGCGGGGCCCCAAGAAAGGCGACCUCAAAGCUCUCCGCAGUCGGAUCGUGGCCCUGGAACGCCGGCUGAGCGUCGACCACGGCGCAGCCGCCUUGUCCAUUCUCACCGGCGACGACGCUGUUUUACCGACACCAUCCGAGACUCGGGCUACCAGCACCUCGGCCUCGGAAGGAGGAUCUCCCACGCUUGUCUCGCCAUGUCAGCAAAGCUCGUCGGUUUGGGACGGCGAAAUCCACGUCCAGGUACCUCCGAUGACCCCCACGUCCGCCCCUCUGAGCUUUUCCACCUUCAAGUUUCCGCCCACGCCGCCGUCACCGCCGAGGGGCACGUUCGUGGACGACUUGAUGCGUGCGGAUCUUGAUCAAUUGUACUUUGACCGAGUACACCCCAACGUCCCCAUCUUUAACCAGUCGCGAUACUUCGCCAGGGCUCGGCAGAACCCCUGUGUUGAGGGCCCCACCUACAUGCUCUGUCUCCAGUAUGCCAUGUGGACUCUUGCCAUGGCGCUCUCGUCCCAGUUCGAAAGCUCUCGGGAGCUCCUCUACAACGAAACACGGCAGAUGCUCGAGGCGCUUGACCUAGCGGACGACGAUUUGCAGCCCGUGCGGAUCGAGCAGGUACAAGCGUGGCUUUUGAUAUCCUUCUACGAGUUGGCGCGCGCAAGCUACCGCCGGGCUUUAAUAAGCGCAGGUCGGGCAUUUCGGCUUGUGCAGCUCGCGCGUCUGCACGAGGUAGACGGCCACGGAAACUCGAUAGAGGAAGAAGAUCCGGUGGUCAAAGAGGAGAAAAGGAGGACGUUCUGGAUGGCCUACUCCUUGGAUCGCUUGAUAUGUAUGAGGAGUCGUUGUCCCCUGACACUGACAGAAGAAGUGGUCUGUACGCGGCUCCCGUCACCGGAGUUGGCAUUCCAGAGUGGCCAUCCCAUCCCGGGUUGCUUCCUGCCGGAAGCUCUCGCCUCAGGCGAUCACAACUUUUUUUCGCCGCUCGCUGGGUCCAUAAUGGUCAUCAGUAUCUGUGGCCGCGCACUCUCCCAUGGUCAAGUCUCCGGCGUGGAACGAGCGUUUGGCACUGCGUCGCUCGACUUUUGGCUCCGGCACGAAUGGUUGGACGGGAUGUUGGCGCGAACACUGGAAUCGCUUUCAAUGAAUUCGCCAGUCGCGUCCGCGAUGGCGGAUCCGAUGGUUUUCUUCGCCUUUAUGAUGGCGCACGCAACAACUAUCUUCAUGUGCCAGAUUGCGGAGGCGUCAGGGAUCGACGGCCAUUGUCGGCCGACGGUUGCGGAUUGUCGGAGUCGGGCGACGCAGGCCGCGCGGGAGAUUGGCAGGAUAGCCAAGGCACACGAACACAUUGGGUAUUUCAAGGCCCACAUAUUCCUGCCGUUCGCCGUCUACCUCGGUGCAUCGCAGCUGGCGUCGGACCGCAAGCGGCGACUAGACGGGCACUAUCCGUUUCAUAGCCACGGCUUGGAGACAGAAAGUGAGUCGGCACUUGACGGCGAGUUUCACAUCUGCAUGGAUGCCCUGAGAAAGGUACAGAGCUUCAACCACCUUGCGAAGGAGCAUUUGGCGGUACUAGAGUCACAGGAGUUUGUUUUUGGAGGUCUCUGA